Molecule: messenger RNA, 2043 nt
Organism: Panthera uncia (snow leopard)
Lineage: Eukaryota; Metazoa; Chordata; Mammalia; Carnivora; Felidae
Gene: SLC7A9
Product: solute carrier family 7 member 9
Exons: 12
Coding region: 1-1473 (490 amino acids)
Biological process (GO): amino acid transmembrane transport
Cellular component (GO): membrane
Molecular function (GO): L-amino acid transmembrane transporter activity
Source: RefSeq, a predicted model, not a curated record
AUGGAGGAGACAAGCCUGAGGAAUCGGAGAGAAGAUGAGAAGUCCAUCCGGAGUAUCCAGAGUAAGGAACCCAAGACCACGAGUCUCCAGAAGGAGGUGGGCCUGCUCAGCAGCAUCUGCAUCAUCGUGGGCACCAUCAUCGGCUCUGGGAUCUUCAUCUCCCCCAAGUCUGUGCUCAGCAACACGGAAACCGUGGGGCCCUGUCUCAUCAUAUGGGCGGCCUGUGGGGUCCUCGCAACACUGGGUGCCCUGUGCUUUGCAGAGCUUGGCACGAUGAUCACCAAGUCGGGGGGCGAGUACCCUUACCUGAUGGAGGCCUUCGGGCCCAUCCCUGCCUACCUCUUCUCCUGGACCAGCCUGUUCGUCAUAAAGCCCACAUCCUUUGCCAUCAUCUGCCUCAGCUUUUCGGAGUAUGUCUGUGCGCCCUUCUAUUCGGGCUGCAAUCCCCCUCCGGUUGUCGUGAAAUGCCUGGCUGCCGCUGCCAUCCUGCUCAUCACCACGGUGAACUCGCUGAGCGUGCGGCUGGGGAGCUACGUCCAGAACGUGUUCACGGGGGCCAAGCUGGUGAUCGUGGCCAUCAUCAUCAUCAGCGGGCUGGUCCUCCUGGCCCAAGGGAACACAAGGAAUUUUGAGAAUUCUUUUGAGGGCACAAAACUGUCUGUGGGAGCCAUCAGUCUGGCAUUUUAUAAUGGACUCUGGGCGUACGAUGGAUGGAAUCAACUCAAUUACAUCACAGAGGAACUUAGGAACCCUUUCAGAAACUUGCCCUUGGCCAUCAUCAUCGGGAUCCCACUGGUGACAGGCUGCUACAUCCUCAUGAACGUUUCCUACUUCACCGUGAUGACUCCUACCGAGCUCCUGCAGUCCCAGGCGGUGGCCGUGACCUUUGGCGACCGCGUUCUCUACCCGGCCUCUUGGGUGGUUCCGCUGUUCGUGGCCUUUUCCACCAUCGGUGCCGCCAACGGGACUUGCUUUACGGCAGGCAGACUUGUGUAUGUGGCGGGCCGGGAAGGCCACAUGCUUAAAGUGCUCUCCUACAUUAGCGUCAGGCGCCUGACUCCAGCCCCUGCCAUCAUCUUUUAUGGCAUCAUAGCAACUAUUUAUAUCAUCCCUGGUGACAUAAACUCAUUGGUCAAUUACUUCAGUUUUGCUGCAUGGCUGUUUUAUGGCCUGACGAUUCUGGGAUUGGUUGUCAUGAGGUUUACAAAGAAAGACCUGGAAAGGCCUAUCAAGGUGCCCAUUUUCAUCCCCAUCUUGGUGACUCUCGUCUCCGUGUUUUUGGUUUUGGCCCCAAUCAUCAGCGAACCCGCGUGGGAAUAUCUCUACUGUGUGUUAUUUAUACUGAGCGGCCUUAUAUUUUACUUCCUUUUUGUCCACUAUAAGUUUGGAUGGGCUCAGAAAAUCUUAAAGCCCGUCACCAUGCACCUUCAGAUGCUGAUGGAGGUCGUGCCGCCAGAGGAAGCUCCAGAGUAGCAAGCCCGGCCUCCCGGAGCCAAGUCCAAGCUGCGACGGAUUUAUUUGUGUAAGCGGUAUUUGUGGUUAUUUCUACCUGGUGUCUUCCUCAAGGAAAAAAAAAAAAAAAACACGUAUUCAGGUGUUCAUAACGCUGUUAUGUUUCCAUAGCCUCAGUUCUCUGGGUGGGGGUUCUAGAGAAAACGGACAGGCGUUUGCCGAAGUUAGCAGUGAAGAUGCGACCUAACUGAAGGCUGGCGGCCAGCCAAGGGCUCAGUGAAAAUUACCACCUUACGACUGUGACGCUUCAGCGGGGGGAGGCACGUCACAUCUACUUAAAUAAAGGGCACUCUUUAAACCAGGGACCACUAAGGUGUGUAAAAAUACACACACGUUUUGCUCUGAUCGAAACAGGUUUUUAACACACUGAAGUACAGAUGUUUUACUGCCCACCCUCGCCGCUCCCAGAAGUCCCGCACCCCCGUGUCCGAGGCAGGUCUAUCCCAGGCUGAAUGUCGAGGCCCCCACUGCAAGACGGACCAUCCAGAACCAUCCGCAGCCUGGUGCCCAAGACAGGCCCCACCUCAGCCC